This is a messenger RNA of Juglans microcarpa x Juglans regia, 1258 nucleotides long. RefSeq names its product secoisolariciresinol dehydrogenase-like. Gene Ontology annotation, molecular function: oxidoreductase activity. The record is from RefSeq and is a predicted model, not a curated record. The transcript has 2 exons. NCBI's taxonomy places the organism in Eukaryota, Viridiplantae, Streptophyta, Magnoliopsida, Fagales, Juglandaceae. Bases 286 to 1125 code for a protein of 279 amino acids.
UUUUAUAUACCUUUUGUUACAGAGGCAACAAGAAAUUAAGUUGCCACCAACCAAUUGUUCAUUGCACACAUGGGAAAUGUGGCGCCGUUAAAAGAGUUAACAGGAAAGGAGCAGAAGGACCAAUUCGUAAAUUUCAUCACACCUCGGGUGUUGAAAUUUCAAUUGAGUUCUCAAUUGUAAUCCUUCUACAAUUGAGUUCUCUCCGUAUAAAACAUCACCAUACAAUAUCUUAUAUUCACAUCAAAACACCCUCGAACGACAACACAACCAAUAAUAAAUAUCAUCAUGAACGGCGCAUCGUCCUUGCUAGCUCCCAUUGCUAAGAGAUUAGCAGGCAAGGUUGCCUUGAUAACCGGAGGUGCAAGUGGAAUUGGCGAGAGUACGGCAAGACUAUUCGCUGAACAUGGUGCUAAGGUCAUCAUUGCUGACAUCCAAGACGAGCUUGGUUUCUCAGUUUGCCAAGACAAAAGCAUCAAUGGUGACAUUUCCUACGUCCACUGCGAUGUCACUAGUGAGUCUGAUGUCGAGAAUGCUGUUAAUACUGCAGUGUCGAAGCAUGGGAAACUCGACAUAAUGUUCAACAACGCAGGCCAUAUUGGCCAAAUACAUGAAAAUAUCGUAGCCCUCGAGCAGGAGGACUACAAGAGAGUUUUUGAUGUGAAUGUCUUGGGCUCAUUUCUGGGAGCAAAACACGCGGCCAAAGUAAUGAUUCCAGCGAAAAGGGGCAGCAUUCUAUUCACCGCAAGUUCUGUAACACAGUCACAUGGAAUCGCCUCUCACACCUACACGGCGUCCAAGCAUGCGGUUGCGGGACUAACCAAGAAUUUGUGUGUUGAGUUGGGGCAGUACGGAAUUAGAGUCAAUUGCAUAUCACCACAUUCUGUGGCCACCCCUAUGCUCCUAAAAUCGAUAGGAAUAGACAAGAAAAAGGCGGAAGAGAUUAUAUCCUCCGCGGCAAAUUUGAAAGGAGCAGUUUUGGAAGGAGGAGAUUUGGCAGAGGCUGCGUUGUUCUUAGCGAGCGAGGAGUCCAAGUACGUGAGUGGGCUCAACCUAGUCGUGGAUGGGGGUUAUAGCACCACCAAUAUAGCUUUUCCACAAAGCAUACAAAAGUUCUUCAGUACCUAAGAACGAAAAGCAUUAUUGUCAUCUUUUCUCCAAGCAUAUAUGGGUCGCAGUUGUACUGCUUGUAUGUUGAAAUCUAAAUAAUUUCCCCUGAAAUUAUAAUAAAUUAAUGGGGCCAUGAUGAAUGAUUAAAAUU